Molecule: messenger RNA, 1238 nt
Organism: Stereum hirsutum FP-91666 SS1
Lineage: Eukaryota; Fungi; Basidiomycota; Agaricomycetes; Russulales; Stereaceae
Product: vacuolar-sorting protein SNF7
Exons: 5
Coding region: 129-788 (219 amino acids)
Biological process (GO): vesicle budding from membrane; late endosome to vacuole transport via multivesicular body sorting pathway
Cellular component (GO): ESCRT III complex; cytoplasmic side of plasma membrane; multivesicular body
Source: RefSeq, a predicted model, not a curated record
CUCACAGACUCACGCUGCGGCACACAAAGCAUUGACUCUUUCUGAUUCAUAUAACUUGGCCUUACUCUCGCCCAGCUUCGUACAACCUCCCUGUGCUUUCACACCCUAAUUAUCCCUCGGGACUGGAAAUGAUGGCCUCUUUCAUGAGCUACUUCGGUGGGAGACGCGAUCCCAAGCAGUCAGCCCGAGAUGCCAUCGUCACGCUUCGGGAGCAGCUGCAUAUGAUUGAGAAGAAGGAGGACUACCUACAGAAGAAGAUCGAUGAGGAGCUCAAGCGAGCAAAGACCAACGCCACUUCGAACAAGACCGCUGCGACAGCGGCAUUGCGACGGAAGAAGAUGCACGAGACCGAGCUGGAUAAGCUGUCUGGUACGCGACUGCAACUUGAGACCCAGAUCAACACCCUGGAGUCGGCAAACAUCAAUGCGGAGACGAUGCAGGCCAUGAAGAAGGGAUCGGACGCUCUCAAGAGCAUACAUCGCGGCAUGAAUAUGGAUACUGUGGAUGCGACCAUGAACGAGAUCAAUACUCAACGCGAAUUGGCAAACGAAAUUUCAGACGCAAUUUCCAACCCUGCAUUCGCUGGUCUCGAAGUCGACGAGGAUGAGUUGAAGGCGGAACUGGCGGAGCUGGAACAGGAGGAUCUCAACGAGCGCCUCAUGGGUGCAGAUCAUGUACCAGUGCAUCAACCAGCAGGAGCAACCAGAAUAUCAGAAACUCCUGCAAGAACACAAGAAGAGGAAGAAGAAGCAGAGCUCAAAGAGCUCCAAGCAGCACUUGCCAUGUAACGCCGUAGGCCUGCUGCCACCGUCCUGCGUUACAUGGUCUCUGCUUUCCGUCAAGUUUGGUCUCUGCUGAGACUUGAAAGCUUGAUGGUAUAUAGCCUCCGCGCGUCCGCUUUGGGUAGAAGUCCAGGGGCUUUGUUCCCCUCCUGUCGUAGUAUCUCUGGUCCGAUAUCCCACUGUACUUAAUCUAUCGUUUUGUUCCUCUCUUCACUGUUAUACUAUCUCCAUUCAUUGUCAGCGCACGAGACCGCAACGUCAUGUUACCCACCUUUGUCUAUCGAUCAACGUGGUCUUUAUCCCUGGCAACUUCCAACCCGUAUACUACAGUCCACCCAUCUCGACGUCGGGCAACCGGGUGACGGUUCUUCUUUCUCGUUCUACCCUUCCAUUUCCAUAUGUCUAUACGACCCCUCUCAUCCGGUUGUUUUACUUCGGUUUUUGUUCGAAUACUGG